AUGGAGUCCUUGUUUUUUGAAGUUAAACUCCUUGUUGUACUCUUUUUGUCAGGGAUUUAUGUUAGAUCAUCUUUUGGUUUUAAAGAGUAUGCUUCAAUUCAAAGCCCUCAGUUUAAAGAGAGCCGGAGUUCCAAACAUCCUGUGCAGCAGCAGCACCACAAGGUGCCAACAGAGGAACGAGAGAAGGUGAACACGAUCAGUGUGACUUGCCAUCCAGACUCACUGGAGAUCCUUAUCAAAGCUGACAUGUUUGAGGUUGGAGCGCCUGUUAAUGUGGAUGAGUUGCGCCUUGGAGUAGAAUACAAUGAAAUCUGUAGAGCUACAGCGUCUUCAAGAGAUGAGUACAGAAUUGUUGUUGGACUACUGGACUGUGGCACUAAACACUGGAUGACGGAAGACUCUCUGGUGUACACGAAUCUGCUCAUCUUCUCUCCUGAGGUGUCUCCUGAAGGGGUGAUUCGAAUGGAUGAGGCAGUAAUUCCAAUUGAAUGUCAUUAUGAAAGGAGGUACAGUUUGACCAGUUCUUCACUAAUGCCAACCUGGACCCCGUUCCUGUCUACCCAAGCUGCAGUGGAAACCUUGGAGUUUGACUUGAGAAUCAUGACAACUGACUUUUUAUAUGAACGAGGCUCUAACGUAUUUUACCUUGGUGAGCCCAUCGGCAUUGAAGCCUCUGUCAGAGUUGGACAUCACAUGGGGCUCCGAGUGUUUAUGAGCAGCUGUGUGGCUACACUUGACCCAGACAUAUAUUCUGAGCCCAAAUAUACCUUCAUUGAAAAUGGGUGCUUGGUUGACUCCCAGCUUCCAGGUUCAAGAUCCCACUUCUUACCCAGGACACAGGAUGACAAGCUUCAGUUGGUCAUUGAUGCCUUUAGGUUCCACAAUGAGGACAGGGGAGAGCUCUACAUCACAUGUCACCUGAAUGCUAUACCAGUAAACUAUGCACAUGCACCAAAUCAAGCAUGCACUGUGGUAAAUGGAAGAUGGCGGUCAGCUGAUGGUAAUGACUUCUUGUGUGGAUCUUGUCAAAGCCAAAAUGAAGUGGGCCAAACGCACAGUAAACCCAGCAGCUCUGGCAAGUUUACUCCGCGUGGGUUUGGGAAGCCAAAGGAAGCUGAGACUUUCUGGAAGAGUGGACUGAAAUCCAACAAAGUGUGGGAGCAGGAGGCAAGAGUGGGUCCCAUGUUAGUCUUGCCUGCCAAGCACAAAAGUGGGCCUCUGCCUGUGGAUGAGAUCCCUCCAGUCCUCCAUAAAAUCAGCAGACCUACUUUGUAUGGCAGUCAGUGGAAAAGUGGGAUAACUCACAAAACUGAUCUGGAGAAAGGACUGCUUCCUGGUCCACCAUCUACCUCAGACCAGGUGGAGGACUUAACUGGUGCUUCUGAGCAGAAUAAAGAUGGCUCCCAUGUGGAUCUUAGUGAAAGCAGAACAAACCCAAAAGAUGGAGACUCCACUCCUGAGGUCACACUGGACACUACCACAGCAGCUCCCAGUGACCCCAGCCCCACCACUCAGAUUGAGGUGGCUGUGACGACACGGUCAAAUGCAACUACUGCAGAAUCUGACCUUUCCAAUACAAAUGACCCAACAAGAUAA
Molecule: messenger RNA, 1596 nt
Organism: Scomber japonicus (chub mackerel)
Lineage: Eukaryota; Metazoa; Chordata; Actinopteri; Scombriformes; Scombridae
Product: zona pellucida sperm-binding protein 3-like
Exons: 10
Coding region: 1-1596 (531 amino acids)
Biological process (GO): positive regulation of acrosome reaction; egg coat formation; binding of sperm to zona pellucida
Cellular component (GO): extracellular matrix
Molecular function (GO): acrosin binding
Source: RefSeq, a predicted model, not a curated record